UGGGAAAAUACGUUAAGAACGGCACCGCUCGAACCGGGCCGACAGCCGGCAUUUCUUUCCACUGCGACCUCUGCUAUGGCAGAACCCAAAUUAUCAAGGAAGCAAGGUAUAAAACGCAAAAGAAGAAAAAUAAAAACACAGCACAAUAAUGCGGACGACUUGGCUUGGACAACUGUCAAGCGACCAUUCGAAGCUGGUGUCGGAGGUGACGACGGCAUCCUGGAACUGGAAGAGGUGGAGGAUGUAGAGGUCGUCUAUGAAGAGACUGAAAGGGGAAGGGUUCUGGAGCGGGAAAGCGACGCCCAAGUGUCCGACGAAGACAUCGAGGCCGAAUCGUCCUCGAAAACACAACAAGAUUCGGAAGACACAGCAAAUGAAGACCGAGCAGUACCUGGUGACAAUAUUCCUGAUUCAAAAUGGAACAGCUUCUCGAUACAUCCUCAUCUGCUACGCGCUCUCUACAACAAGAAAUUCCUGGAGCCAACACCGAUACAAGCAGCAGCUAUUCCUUUUGCUAUUCAAGGGCGUGAUGUUGUUGGUGUAGCCCAGACAGGCUCCGGAAAAACACUGGCGUACGGAAUUCCAAUUCUUCAUUAUCUCCUCUCCAAUCCUGCCUCGGCUGCGCUCGCGCGACGUCCUCUGCGCGCCCUCAUUCUUGCACCUACCCGCGAACUUGCUCUACAGGUCUCUUCACAUUUCAAUGAGUGCCUCAAUACCAUCCACCAGGAGAAGAAACAUGGUCACAUAGCCAAGAAGCCGCCAAUUGUCAGCAUUGCCGCAAUUGUAGGCGGGAUGUCUUCGCAGAAGCAGCGUAGGGUUCUCGACAGAGGUGUCGAUGUGCUAGUAGCGACUCCUGGCCGAUUAUGGGAUAUAAUGGAAGAUGAUGACCAACUGUCUAAGGACAUCAGAGAACUGAAGUUCCUAGUUUUAGAUGAAGCUGAUAGAAUGAUAGAAAACGGCCAUUUUGCCGAAUUGGAGAAUAUCCUUAGACUAACACUACGGCAGGAGAAUGAUGAACAAAUACCCGGUGACGACCAAGAGUCGGAAUCAGAAAAUGAAGACGUUGAGAAGAGCAGCACGAUGCAGACAUUUGUAUUCUCUGCCACUCUAAGCAAAGACUUGCAGCGGAAUGUCAAAAAGCGUACUCGACCGCGAACGGGAAAAAAGAAAUAUGGUGACAAACCUGCAUCGACUCUAGACGAACUCCUGCUUCGUCUGGACUUCCGAGAUCCCGAGCCCGAGGUGAUUGAUCUCAGUCCGAAAGGUGGUGUAGUUUCGACACUCAAAGAGAGCAAGAUUGAAUGUCUGUCUGCCGAUAAGGACGUGUAUCUCUACUACUUCCUUCUCAGGUAUCCAGGACGAUCUCUUGUCUUUCUUUCUUCGAUAGACGGGAUACGGAGGCUCCUUCCACUAACAGAGUUCUUGAACAUCAAAGCUUUCCCGCUCCACUCACAGCUAGAGCAACGACAACGACUGAAGAACCUUGAUCGGUUCAAGUCCACGCCCAAUUCGUGUUUAUUGGCUACCGACAUCGCCGCUAGAGGAUUGGAUAUUCCUUCUGUCGAUCAUGUUAUACACUAUCAGAUCCCGCGUUCCGCAGAUGUAUAUAUCCAUCGCAAUGGACGGACAGCUCGAGCCAUGAUGUCUGGGUUUAGCAUGCUCCUGUGCGCUCCUGAUGAAAGAAGGGUCGUCAAAGCUUUGCUUGGUGGUCUCGGUCGAGAGGAAACCGAAGUCCCGGAGAUGUCCAUCGAGUUAGGGCUGCUCGACAAGCUCAAACCGCGUGUACAGCUGGCAAGGCAGAUCGAAUCUGCUCAUCACAAGGCGAAGAAGGCCAACCACGAGCGGAACUGGAUGAAGGAGACAGCCGAAGCGAUGGAGAUCGAGCUUGGUUCUGACUUCGACAGUGAGUCCGAAAGUGAGAACCCAACCAAGCAGAAGCAGAAAGCGAAGAAUGCAAAGAUCGCCACGAUGAAAGCUGAGCUGAAGGCGAUGCUGGCUCAACCGCUUAUUGCAAAGGGUAUCUCAACUCGGUAUAUCACGUCGGGGAGUAGGCCCAUAGUAGAUGAUUUGAUUGCAGGUGAAUAUCAUGAGGCAAUGUUAGGUGUACGGAAAUCGGAAGCCAGAACUGAUUUAGCUCUGGUGAAGCAGAAGCGAAAGAAGAAACCUGUUGUCAAUGUGGAGGAUGGGGAUGACGGGGAGGAGUGGCAUGGUAUAGCGACGUAAAGCUGUGAACUGCUUCAUAAAAUCAUGUUCUUUGAGGCUUGUGGAUAGCCGUGUUUGCUCAAUACGUUUCACUCGCUGCUUUAGGAACCCGUUUUAGAUGCCAGUACGGGUGUACAGCAUCGGACCCAAAUUUGCAAAUGCUGGGGUAGACUACCAUGGUCCCAAGGAGUUUCUUGUGCUCUGUGAUCAUGGAUAUUGGGCGCGUGUCAAGUAAUGGUAUAUAGCAUGAGAACAUAACACGCUAUACAUGUUAUAAUUUGUUCUUGCUAUAGGUAUUUUACACUCACUUCCCGUAGCACAUCUUGGGCGGCCAGGAUUCACACCGCCAAUCAAAUUGCUAAAUAUCCGCAUUAUGAUUCCGGUCCGAAGACCGC
This is a messenger RNA of Desarmillaria tabescens, 2597 nucleotides long. RefSeq names its product ATP-dependent RNA helicase. NCBI's taxonomy places the organism in Eukaryota, Fungi, Basidiomycota, Agaricomycetes, Agaricales, Physalacriaceae. The transcript has 13 exons. The record is from RefSeq and is a predicted model, not a curated record. Bases 76 to 2223 code for a protein of 715 amino acids. Gene Ontology annotation, molecular function: nucleic acid binding; RNA helicase activity; ATP binding. Gene Ontology annotation, cellular component: nucleolus.